This is a messenger RNA of Capsicum annuum, 777 nucleotides long. RefSeq lists its product as uncharacterized. The record is from RefSeq and is a predicted model, not a curated record. Lineage: Eukaryota; Viridiplantae; Streptophyta; Magnoliopsida; Solanales; Solanaceae. The transcript has 2 exons. The coding region runs from base 1 to 777 and encodes 258 amino acids.
AUGUCAACUAAAAGAGGUGAAUCGUCCAAUUUUGUGGAACAAAAUGAGGAAGAGACAUCACUAUUACUGGUAACAAAGAAGGAGAUUAUCAGAAAUAAGUGGUACUUAGACACAGAAUGCAACAAUCAUAUGACUGGUGUCAAGGAAGCUUUCUCAACCUUGGAUGGAACUUUUAUAGUCAAAAUAAGGUUUGGAGACGACUCGAAACUUCCAGGUAUGGGGAAAGGUCAGGUUAAAGUACAGACGAAAAGAAAUGAAGUACAUAUAAUUUCGAAUGUACUUUAUGUGCCACGCUUGAAGACUAAUUUGCUCAGCAUAGGGCAAUCACAAGAGGAAGGUUAUGAAUUGAAUAUAAAGGAUGGGAAGUGCAAAAUUCAAGAUGCUAAUCUUGGAUUAUUUGCACAAGAAUCUAUGAUGAAAGAGUUUGAUAUGAGUGAUUUAGGAAGAAUGCAGUACUUCCCCGGAUUAGUGGUUGUCCAGUCUAGUGCUGGUUUUUUUGUUUCUCAAAAGAAGUAUGCGAAAGAUUUAUUGCUCAAGUUUCAAAUGGAGAGGUGCAACCGGAUUUGUACACCAGUUGAUCCUAGCUUAAAGUUAGAUAAGGAUCCAGAAGGCCAAGUUGUAGAUGAAACCUACUACAAGCAACUAGUAGGAAGUUUGAUGUAUCUCACAACAACUCGGCCAGAUAUAAUGUACGUUGUCAAUCUUAUUAGCAGGUACAUAGACAAUCCUAAACAAUCUCAACUACUAGCUGUUAAGCGCAUUCUGAGGUAUUUAUAG